CUAGCUUAGCAUAAGACAAAUUAAUUAAGAUGGCAGAUCAAGUGAAGAUACAUGGAUUUUGGUACAGUCCUUUUACUUUAAGGGUAGUAUUGACCCUUAAGCUAAAAGGUAUACCAUAUGAGAACAUAGAGGAAGAUCGUUUCAACAAGAGUCCUCAACUUCUUCAAUACAAUCCAGUGCACAAGAAAACUCCAGUGUUGGUUCAUGAUGGAAAACCUCUAUGUGAGUCUAUGAUCAUUGUUGAAUACAUUGAUGAGAUAUGGCCACAAUACCCUUUGCUUCCUGUCGAUCCCUUUGAGAGAGCCCAAGCUCGGUUCUGGGUAAAAUAUGUCGAUGAUAUUAUUCCUGUAGUAGGUGCACUCUUCAGAAGCGGUGGCGAUGAAGAGCGGAAGAAUAUCAUAGCGAAAAUCUGGGAACAUCUUAAAGUUGUUGAAGAACAAUGCAUUGACUACGAGAAGAAACUUUUUGGAGGAGACACUGUUAACAUUGUGGACAUAGCUCUUGGAUCAACUAUCAAGUUUCUUGUAACUAUUGAAGAUAUCAUUGAAUUUAAGAUUCUACAAGCUGAGAAAUUCCCUCACUUGCAUACAUGGUUUGAUAAUUUCAAGAAUGUACCUGUCAUAGGUGAAAAUCUUCCUGAUCAUGAGAAACUGAUAGCUUUUCUGAAGGCUCUCAUACAAAAGUAAUUAUAGCAUCUUCCUAAGAAAGGGGUAGCUUAUAUGAAGUGGUAAUAAAGCACAUGUUAAUGUGUUAUCUUUCUAAUGUACUUCUUUAUGUUACCAACCUAGGGUUGGGUUUGUCAAGCUCAUGCAUAAAAGUAAUAAAAUUGUAAGAUGGUUUGUAUUUGCUUUUA
Molecule: messenger RNA, 853 nt
Organism: Medicago truncatula (barrel medic)
Lineage: Eukaryota; Viridiplantae; Streptophyta; Magnoliopsida; Fabales; Fabaceae
Product: probable glutathione S-transferase
Exons: 2
Coding region: 30-686 (218 amino acids)
Biological process (GO): glutathione metabolic process
Cellular component (GO): cytoplasm
Molecular function (GO): glutathione transferase activity
Source: RefSeq, a predicted model, not a curated record